Molecule: messenger RNA, 828 nt
Organism: Penicillium cinerascens
Lineage: Eukaryota; Fungi; Ascomycota; Eurotiomycetes; Eurotiales; Aspergillaceae
Product: acetate uptake transporter family protein
Exons: 2
Coding region: 1-828 (275 amino acids)
Cellular component (GO): plasma membrane
Molecular function (GO): acetate transmembrane transporter activity
Source: RefSeq, a predicted model, not a curated record
AUGGCUGAAAACCAAGGCAGUUCAUUUGAGGAUCAUCGCCAGGGUCUGAAUGGGGAGUUCAAUACCCCUGACCCUGUCGAGGGUAAAGACAGACACAUGCAGGCCGAUGGAGCAGGGCACCAUGCUCGGGCUCCUGCGGUGCCGCGACAGGGUGCAAUGGUGUCGCAAGUGCUUCAGCCUCAGUAUAUGAAGCUAGCGAAUCCCGGUCCGCUUGGCCUGCUUUCUUUCGCUAUCACAACCUUUGUUGUCGGCCUCUAUGAGUGUGGAGCGGGUCUCCCUAACGAGAACCCCGAAGGCUCGGUUGGCCCGACUCAGGCUGCCUUUGGUCUAAUCACCUUCAUGGGCGGGACUGCUCAGUUCAUCGCCGGGAUCAUGGAGUUCCGAGUUGGCAACACAUUUGGUACAACAGUCCACUGUUCCUAUGGAGCAUUCUGGCUUAGCUACGCCAUGUAUCUGCUCCCAUACCUGGGUAUUCAAGCAGCGUAUGGCGGUGAUAAGACUCGAGCAUACACUUUUGCUAUUGGAAUCUACCUGAUCCUGUGGUGCUUCUUGACCCUGUUAUUCCUACUUGCCGCGCUGCGCACAAACGUGGCGAUUAUUUCGGUGUUUUUCUUCCUUGUUCUUGCCUAUCUCUUCCUCAGCAUCGCCAACUUCAUUGCCACCGAACACGCGACUGCCAGCGUACGAGUCAAUAAAGCAGGUGGAGCUUUCGCUGUUAUAUGCGCGUUUUGCGCCUUCUAUGCUGGGUCAUCCGGCCUCAUGCUGCCUGAAACGACCUGGGUCCGCUUCCCCCUGGGUGAGAUUCCCGGUCCGGAAACCGCUGCAUAA